Molecule: messenger RNA, 662 nt
Organism: Vanessa atalanta (red admiral)
Lineage: Eukaryota; Metazoa; Arthropoda; Insecta; Lepidoptera; Nymphalidae
Product: transmembrane protein 50A
Exons: 4
Coding region: 81-554 (157 amino acids)
Biological process (GO): late endosome to vacuole transport via multivesicular body sorting pathway; protein targeting to vacuole
Source: RefSeq, a predicted model, not a curated record
AUAAAAUAUUCGAUUGUCAAAUUUAUUUACAAUCAUUCUAAAAGUAAUUAAAAGUAUUUUUUAAAAAACAAAUACUCAAGAUGAGCUGCUUCGACAACUUAUCUAUGCCGAGCUGUAUUUGGUUCGAAAGUGGAGAAAAACGGAACAUCCUAGCCUCUAUCUUCGCAGGUUUACUGUUUUUCACUGGCUGGUGGUUCAUUAUUGAUGCAGCAUCAGUGUAUCCAGGAGAGUUGCCAAAUGCAGCUCAUGUGUGCGGUGUGAUGGCCACACUUUCUCUACUCAUGGUCAACUCGGUGUCUAAUGCUCAGGUCCGAGGAGAAACCUACACAGGUGGUUGUAUGGGCCCACGCGGGGCUCGGCUCUGGCUGUUCCUCGGUUUCGUGGUGGGCUUUGCGUCACUCAUCGCCGCCUGCUGGAUACUGUUUGCAAACUACGUUAAUGCAGGUAGCAGCAAACACACGUGGCCAGGUGUGAGCCUAUUCAUGCAAAAUGCUUUUAUUUUCGCUGGAUCAUUAGUGUUUAAAUUUGGUCGCACUGAGGAUGUUUGGGGUUAGAUGGAGUCUCAAAAUGCAAAACUAUGUUCUUUAAUUAAUUUGCAUAAAAUAAUCUCGUUUAUAUCUUAAGAUUUGCAAACAAUAAACAAUAAAACUUCACAGAAUGAA